Molecule: messenger RNA, 4635 nt
Organism: Mycosarcoma maydis (corn smut)
Lineage: Eukaryota; Fungi; Basidiomycota; Ustilaginomycetes; Ustilaginales
Exons: 2
Coding region: 1-4635 (1544 amino acids)
Biological process (GO): protein phosphorylation; intracellular signal transduction
Cellular component (GO): cytoplasm
Molecular function (GO): protein serine/threonine kinase activity; ATP binding
Source: RefSeq, a predicted model, not a curated record
AUGGCCUCACCAAGUCUGGACCAGGCCUCCACGCCUCCCGCGGCAAUGGCAACAACUCCGUCUACCAACGUCGCCACCGUCAGCCCUGCAUCACUCCAAGCCCAGCUUGAAGCUCGAUCUUUAGCUCCUGUCGACGGCGCAGCUUCGCACGGUGCCGUGUGCGAUACCAGUGCAUCUGCCUCCAGCCCCACCUACCCCACCCUCAGCCUCGCUAUGGCCGGGCACGUCUUGGGCGCUGCUGGCCCCGCUCCAACUUCCAGCAGUGUUGCGCCUCCCAACGAUACAGUUGGCGUUUCAUCUCCGCUCCACCUGUACAGCGCGCCUGCACGCCCCUCUGACUCGAAAGAUCUCGCUCACCCGGUCUUGAUCACUUCCAGUCACGAUGCAAACGCCCAUAGACUUGCACCCGCCAGCACAUCACCUCCCCUUCUCAGCGCCCAUGAUCCCUCGAGCCCCUCUGCAUCUAUCUCGCCUUCGGUCGUCUCUGGUUCCUCAACACCAGCGCGUUCCGCCAUGAGCGAGCUCCAUCUCUACUCCCAGCAGAUUCAACAGCAGCUCCUUCACCAGCAUAUGCAUCACCAACUAUUCAAUGGCCGAACCAAGUUGUCCACCGGCUCGCCUCCCUCCAACGCGCCAGAUCACAGUCCGUUACCUUCCACCAGUGCCAGCGCGUACAGCUCGCCCCCUGUCUCGGGUCGCUCUGACAUUCAAACUCACACCAGCAGUCGUCGAAUGGUUAACCAGUAUCUCAUCGAGGGUGAACUUGGACGAGGUGUUCACGGAAAGGUGCGCCUCGCUCGAGAUCUCGAAACUGGCGAGCGCGUAGCCGUCAAAAUCGUUGAGAGGGAAGCGCGCAAGCGGCUCGGUGCAGGCCUAGGUUUGCUCAACCGUAACAAUCGCACCAAGGAUCCCUCGCGUCUGUCUCCUGCUCACUUCGACCCACCAACUUCUCCCGCCCAACAAGAGGGGAAUGACCUCCAUCCCAGCUCUGACUCACCGCAUGAAGACUCAGCCUCUACAACAGUCAAGGGCGUCUCCACCAGCCCCUCAACCCAGUUUGCUCCUAUACCCAACCUGCCGCGCUCGCCUUCUGCCUCUGCUUUUGGCCUCUCACGAUGGGGUCCGUCCGACAGGGACGCCGAGCGUCGUCGCGAAAAGGAGCGGGAGAAAGCGAGAAAGGCGCUUCUUUGGACUACAGAUCAAAAAGUUCGCCGAGAAAUCGCCAUCAUGAAAAAGUGCAGUCACGACAACGUCGUCCAGCUCAAAGAGGUCAUCGACGAUCCGCAGAGCAAAAAGAUCUUUAUGGUGCUCGAGUUCAUGGAGGGAGGUGAAGUGGUCUGGAAAGACGACCAAGGACAUCCCGCGCUCACCGUAGAUCAAUCCCGUCAAGUUCUUCGCGAUGUCGUCUGCGGGCUCGAGUAUCUUCACUACCAGGGCAUCAUUCAUCGCGACAUCAAGCCUGCCAACUUGCUCUGGGAUAAUCACCACCGCGUCAAGAUAUCAGAUUUUGGUGUCUCUCAUUUCAGCUAUGCCAUGAUGAUCGCCAAUGAUCACGCUGCCGCUUCAUCUGCAUCUUCCUCAUCCAGUAGACUCAACACGCAGCUUACAUCUUCUUUGUCUGAUCCAAGUCUCGCCGACGACCGCGAGCUCGCCAAGACGGCCGGAAGUCCCGCCUUCUUCGCACCCGAGCUCUGCAUGUCUUCUUUUUCCUCGACUAUUCAUUCCACCGAUCUGACAAGCGGCUCCAAUGCAGCCUCUCCAGCUGAUGCCGCCACCACCACGCUUGCAAGACCACCUACACGACCCAAAGUGACUAAAGCCAUUGAUAUUUGGGCCCUGGGUGUCACGCUCUACUGCCUGUUGUUCGGUACGACCCCAUUCACAGCCGAGUCCGAAUACGCCUUGUUCGCCGUCAUCCCGAGCACCGAUUAUUCCAUCCCUACCUUUAUGGGAGCAGAUCGAGUCCGUGUCGGGCCGAGAAAACCCCGAUGGCAGUCUCGAUCACAGUGGGUAGACGAGGAAGCCGAUGCUCAGCCAGCAAGCCCUUCUGAGCUCUGUCCGGAUGUCGACCCGGACAGCCUGGAAGAGGAUGCACGCCAGUUGCGCGACUUGUUGGACCGCUUGCUUGAAAAGGAUCCUACCAAGCGCAUCACCCUAGAAGACGUCAAGAAACAUCCGUGGGUCACUCGUGGUCUGCAAGACGCGCCUGCUUGGCUCUCAGAGACCGAUCCACAACACAUGCCCUUCGUCGAAAUUUCUCAUGCCGACGUCGAGGAUGCCCUGACAGGCUUUUCCAAGCUCAAGCAACGCGUUAAGAGGUGGCAGUCCAAGCUGCUCGACUCUUUUGCUGGCGGACGACGACGCAGCAAAUCCGUAAACCAUUCAUCGGCAGCCUCUUCCUUCCAUGCCGAUCUGCAGUCGAAUUCUGGUGCUAGUUCGCCCCAUCCUAGUCGAACCCCAGGCUCAGACAACGUCGCUACAAUGCCUGUUGCCCCCUUUGACUCGUCAAACCAAUCGGGUCCUUCCACCUCAUCGGUACGGUUACCGCGCACCCCUCUCAAGGGUCACAUGUUCUUUUCGCGACAGAAGAGCGCCAACUCGGUGGGUAGACGCGACGGAGCUACCGCUCUUCGUGCUCUCACUGCAGCUUAUCGCAAUGACGAAUCGGACUCUGUCGCUUCAGAAUCGCCACGCAUCAACAGCUCAGAUACGCCGAGCAAGUCCACCGCCAGCCAGGCGCUUUCUGCACUUCAGACAUCGCCCCGUGUUUUUCAAGACAAUACAACCGAGGUUCAUGAUCAAGCUACCAGCUUUUCGCCCAUGCUUCCUCCCCCCCUGCUCGUCGGUGGUUCAGAUGAUGGCACCAUGAGGCCACCGAAACUCGCAUCUUACCGCAAAGCGUCAGCACAGUCUACAAGCAGCGCAGGUCUGCGGCUCGACGCUGGCCCCGAAAUACCGCAGCGCAUCUCUUCUGAUACGCAUGGCGCCGCUCGUCGGGUGAGUGCGACCUCGGCCUCGCCUUCGCUUCAUCCUUCUUCGCCUCGAAUGCCGUCGAUCCAUCGCGCCACAAGUCGACAGGGCUCCGGCCAUCACGAUGCGCAUCUGCAGCGUGCCGCUUCACCGCGACGCUCCGUGGACUCGGAAGGCAGAUCUUCGACAUUGAGCAUCUCGCAAGCCUCGCGCGUUUCAGGCCGCCAUCGUCUCGGUGACUUCUUGCGCGGCAGUUGGCUCAUCGCUGGCGGUGACGAUCGUAAUCUCAGCUCUUCUAGGCCCAGCACUCGGGGCUCAAGGGAUGCACCACCCUUCCCUUCAAGCGUGCUUAGCACGAGUGUCUCCAAACGAAGCGGAAGCAUCGGUAGCACUGCCAGCAGCGCCAGACCAGGUGUCACUUCUGCUGUGGGUAGCAUGGGACCGCUCUCAGUCGAUACUCACAGCGCAACCCAGCAAGCUGGAGCUCGACCUGAGUCGGGCACACCGACAAGUGCGCCCGUGCCUGGCAACAACAGCAGAGGUGGCCUUGGCGGUGCUCCAAGCUUGUCUACGGAGGUGCUUACUGGGCCCAUGGAAAGCGCCAGUCUUUCCCAAAGUGCAUUCAGCGCUCUCAGCCAGCCAUCGUCGCCCUUGGCUGGAUCGGGAUCGGACGCCGCGCAGCCGUUCGCUUUCGAUCGGCUUGGCCGGCGUCGUCACUUUGACGCGCCUCCAGAAGAUCUUAGUUAUAACGAGAAUGACGAUGUCGAUCUUGAGCUGGAACUUUCGGAUGAUGAUCUCUCGGAUGAUCUUGACGAUGUACAUACCGCGAGCCUGGGGCCCAUGUUGGUCAAUUCGGGUCAAGGUUGGACCGUUCACCACGGUGACGGCGAGCGUGUCGAUAUGGCGCACGCAGCCUUCCUUCCUGAGGCUUACUGUCGCAAAGGAUCGAGCGGUAGCGAUAGUUCCAACGACAUUCUCACGCCCUCGGUUGAAGGCGGUUACAACGUGUUCAAGCCGCCGUAUCAGCACAUCCUGUCGCCUGCUGCGUCUUCGGCCUUGCCGGACAAUCAUGUUUCAGCUGGUCCUGCGAGUGCUGGCAACGAGACUGCAGCGCCGAUAUGCCAGACAUUUGCGAUGGGCGCUACCCUGUCGAGUGAGGCAGCUGCACUGCGGAAAGCUGACUUUACUGAGCUCAGUGUCGGCCAUGACACUCUUCCAGACCCAAUGGUGAAGGAAGGCCGCGUGUACGAAUCAACUCCAACAAGCUCAGGGAGCGUGUCUCGGUCCGCUUCGCAUCGACUGCAUGGCUCGGACGGAUCGUCGCGAGCUGCAUCAGCCACAGAGACCCAGGCUACACGAUCCGAUGUUGGUGGUGUGCCAUCGGAAACAAAGGAUGUAAAAGUGCCGGAGGAAGUUUUUGAAAACGUAAUGCCAAACGCAAUGCCCGCGACGGAAGAGUCGCAAUUUGCGGACGCUGAGGAAGACGCGUCUCGCCAGGAUGAGCUUGACUCCAUCUCUGCCAAGCAUGCAAUGCUUUCCGGCUCAGGAGCGCCGAUUGGAAACGAGGAGGAGGAUGACAGCGACGAUCAAUGCGUCAGUUUUCAGGCUCGUCGCAAACGAUCGACUCGCUUCCGCACGCUCCACUCCGUGAAUGGGCAGGCUUGA